UACACUUAGGAUAUUUCCUGUUUCUCUUUGAACUUUGUAGGAAAAAAGAUUUCUUCCUAAGUUUGUGUGUAACAGAGGUUUAAAUAAUCAAAGUGGCUAGAUUGAUACUUAUAUUUUAUUGUUCCUACCUUUUUAAAAGAAAACUGGAAGUGGUAUGGUGAAGGAGAAAAAUGAAAUGUCUGUGAAAUGAAAAAGGCAACAUAAGUAUAGGAAAUUAAAACUAUUUCAAGAGUUGGUGAUGAGUUUUUUUUUUUUUUAAUUUUAUUUUAUUUAUUUAUUUUUGGCUGCGUUGGGUCUUCGUUGCUGCACGCGGGCUUUCUCUAGUUGUGGUGAGCGGGGGCCACUCUUUGUUGCGGUGCAUGGGCUUCUCAUUGCUGUGGCUUCUCUUGUUGCCGAGCACAGGCUCUAGGCACGCGGGCUCAGUAGUUGUGGCUUGCGGGCUCUAGAGCGCAGGCUCAGUAGUUGUGGCGCACGGGCUUAGUUGCUCCGUGGCAUGUGCGAUCUUCCCAGACCAGGGCUUGAACCUGUGUCCCCUGCAUUGGCAGGCGGAUUCUGAACCACUGCGCCACCAGGGAACCCCUGGUGAUGAGUUUUUAAGGUGAAAGCAAAGGGAAAAUUAUUGUUUUGGUUUAUUUGGCAGAUGAAAUAAGAGCAGACUCUAGCCUUCUUUCCUGGCUUUUAUUUUGCCCUUCAAUUGUUUUCUUUCACUGAAAGAUGGGUGAUAUUGGGCUUCCUCUUUUCUGGCUAUUUGGCUUUAGUAGAAAGCUCCCUGUCCCUCCACAGUCAGACCCAGCUGCGUGUCUGCCCUUGACAGCCCGGAGUGAGACUGUCUGACCCGCUCUCCUGGGCGGGCCAUUGUGCAGCUCCCACAAAGGCUCCUUGUAAGGCAGGUUUAGUGUGUCAGCCCUGCAUUGUGAGCCUGGUUGGGUCUGUGUAAUUGCUGUCUCCUCCAAUCCCUCCCCACCUUUAUUUUCUUGUGGCAAAUUGAUCAGAGUGAUGUGGGAUAAAUGUGACUCACUGGGUACAUGAAGCACAUUUUUAAAAAUUGAGGUAUUGUUAAUGCACAAUGUUAUGUAAGUUUCAGGUAUACAAUGUAGUAAUUCACAAUUUUUAAAGGUUAUAUUCCAUUUAUAGUUAUUAUAAAAUAUUGGCUAUAUUCCCUGUGUUGUACUAUAUAUCUUUGUAGCUUAUUUUAUACAUAGUAGUUUGUACCUCUUAAUCUGCUACCCUUAUCUUGCUCCUCCCCCCUUCCCUAUUCUCACUGGUAACCACUAGUUUGUUCUCUAUAUCCGUGAAUCUGUUUCUUUUUUGUUAAUAUUCACUAGUUUGUCGUAUUUUUUAGAUUCCACAUAUAAAUCACAUUACACAGUGCUUACCUUUCUCUGUCUGACUUAUUUCACCCAGCAUAAUGCCCUUCAAGUCCAUCCAUGUUGUUGCAAAUGGCAAAAUUUCAUUCUUUUUUAUGACUGAGUAGUAUUCCAUUGUAUAUAUGUACCACAUCUUCUUUAUUCAUUCAUCUGUUGAUGGACACUUAGGUUGCUUCCAUAUAUUGGCAAUUGUAAAUAGUGCUGCUAUGAUCACUGGGGUGCAUGUAUCUUUUCAAAUUAUAGUUUUGGGGUUUGUUUGUUUUUUCAGAUACAUAUCCAGGAGUGGAAUCGCUGGUCAUAUGGUAGUUCUGUUUUCAGUUUUUUGAGAAACCAUAAGGCACAUAUUAAGAGCAGCUUCUGCAGUGCCAGAAGUGGUAUGCUUGUCUUACAGCUCUGACCUUCUGCAAGUAUUUGUCCUCAGUGCUUCUGUAGCACUUUGUCGUCUCUGCUAAAGUUCCCUCACCCUGUCGUGCUUUCUGUUUGCAUGUCUGUCUUCUCUGCUUGAUUGUGAGCCCUUUUAGGGCAAGGACUGUGCCUCAUUUAUCUUUUUUUUUUUUGUCAUGAAUGUUCAAAACAACUUUAUUCAUAAUAGUCAAAAACUGGAAACAAUCCAGCUGUCAACCAACUGGUAUAUCCACAUCAUGGAUGUUACUCAGCAAGAAAAUACUGAUACACACAACAACUUGGAUGAAUCCCCAGGGAGUUAUGCUGAAUGAAAAAGCCAAUUCCAAUCUAGAGACUGUCAUACAGAGUGAAGUUAUUGAAUCUUUGGGAAUUAUUAUUUAUAAGGCACUGGACUAUGGCUUGAAGGAGAAUGAAGAAAGGGAAUUAAGCCCUCCCCUGGAGCAGCUCAUCGAUCGCAUGGCCAACACGGUAGAGGCUGAUGGCAGCAAUGAUGAGGGCUAUGAGGCUGCAGAUGAAGGUCUGGAGGAGGAGGAAGAUGAGAAGAGAAAAAUCUCAGCAAUCCGGUCCUAUAGAGAUGUCAUGAAGUUAUGUGCUGCUCAUCUCCCAACUGCAUCAGAGGCACCAAAUCAUUAUCAGGCAGUGUGUCGUGCACUGUUUGCAGAGACAAUGGAGCUGCAUACAUUUCUGACUAAAAUUAAGAGUGCAAAGGAGCCUGGCGAAGGUGCUCUCUGCGGUUAUUCCUGUUUUCCUGUAAGAACAGUCACCUGCAACAGACUGUCCUGGAACAUGGCUGACAAGAGUCCCUGGAGGAAAGUGCAGAAUCUGAAGAAGAUUCAAGAAAUGGAGAAGAGUAACGAAUCUAACACAGACCUGGAGGAGCUGAAAAACGCUGACUGGGCUCGAUUCUGGGUGCAGGUGAUGAGGGAUUUGCGGAAUGGAGUAAAACUCAAGAAGGUCCAAGAGCGGCAGUAUAACCCUCUGCCCAUUGAAUAUCAGCUCACCCCUUAUGAGAUGCUAAUGGAUGACAUUCGAUCCAAAAGAUACACUUUGCGAAAAGUGAUGGUGAAUGGUGAUAUUCCCCCUCGGUUAAAAAAAAGUGCUCAUGAAAUCAUCCUGGACUUCAUCAGAUCAAGACCUCCUUUAAAUCCAGCCUCAGCCAGAAAACUGAAGCCUACUCCACCACGGCCACGGAGCCUCCAUGAAAGGAUCCUGGAAGAAAUCAAAGCAGAAAGAAAGCUGCGGCCCGUGUCACCAGAGGAAACCAGACGCGGCAGGUUAGAGGUAGCUACCCCUGCAUCUCCAAAGAAUGUCCUGGAAUCAUCGAUGGUGAAUGGAGGUUUAACGUCACAAUCAAGAGAAAAUGGGGCAGGUGCCGUACAGCAGGUGCCUGUGCAGCGGAAGAAACUCCUCAAAGCCCCAACUCUGGCCGAGCUGGACAGCUCUGACUCGGAGUGUGAACUGGGCUUCCCUGGUGGCGCAGUGGUUGAGCGUCCGCCUGCUGAUGCAGGGGACGUGGGUUCGUGCCCUGGUCCAGGAAGAUCCAACAUGCCGCGGAGCGGCUGGGCCCGUGAGCCAUGGCCACUGAGCCUGUGUGUCCAGAGCCUGUGCUCUGCAACGGGAGAGGCCACAACGGAAGAAACUCUGCCCAGGUCAGCCAGCAGCAGUGCAUCUCCCUCCUUCCUUGAAGCUCCCUUUCUGGAGGCUGUGUCCACAAGGAAGAACCCUCCAAAGUUCUUGCCCAUGUCCUCCACGCCCCAGCCAGAACGACGGCAGCCACCCCAGAGACGACAUUCCAUUGAAAAGGAAACACCCACUAACGUGAGACAGUUCCUGCCAGCGUCCAGGCAGAGCUCCCGGUCUCUCGUUCCUAGGAUAACCAGAGUAUGGCCAACGACACCUUUCCGACCACUUUUUUCUACCCUUCAAACAGCUUCUCUGCUCGGCUCUCACCCUUUGGAGGCAGCCUUGUUGGGGGUAGCAGGGGCUAUGUAUUAUCUGUGUGAGAGAGCUUUUACCAGCAGGUGGAAAUCCGCAAAGGAGGAAUUCUGCUACCCAGUGGAAUGCCUAGCACUUACUGUGGAGGAGGUGAUGCAUAUUCGUCAGGUCCUGGUGAAGGCAGAGCUGGAAAAAUACCAACAGUAUAAAGAUGUCUACACUGCUCUGAAAAAAGGAAAGCUCUGCUUUUGUUGCCGAACCAGGAGAUUUUCCUUCUUCACUUGGUCUUAUACCUGUCAGUUCUGUAAGAGGCCGGUGUGCUCACAGUGUUGCAAAAAGAUGCGGCUGCCCUCCAAGCCAUACUCCACCCUUCCUAUCUUUUCAUUGGGACCUUCUGCCUUGCAGAGAGGGGAAAGUUGUAUGAGGCCAGAAAAACCCGCCACUGGCCACCAUCGGCCACUUCGGAGCAUUGCCAGAUUGUCCUCAAAAUCCAAGUCUGUGGACAAAUCAGAUGAAGAACUCCAAUUUCCCAAAGAGUUGAUGGAGGACUGGAGCACCAUGGAGGUGUGUGUAGACUGCAAAAAGUUCAUUUCAGAAAUCAUCAACUCAAGCCGGUAUAGCCUGGUGCUGGCCAACAAAAGAGCCCGAUUGAAAAGGAAAACGCAGUCUUUCUACAUGUCCUCAGCGGGCCCUUCGGAGUACUGCCCUUCAGAGAGGACCAUCAGUGAGGUCUGAGCCCCGUGCAUUCGUGUGCAGAGUCGCAUUCGCGAGAGAACACUGAGCAGGGCUGUCUUCUCGCCGCAGUUAACUGGUUCGGGUUUGCAUGAGAUCAGGGUUUUGCUGUAUCACACUGUUCCACAGACUGAACACUGUGUUCAUAUCAGCCAGUUCCUUGUCUGCACUGAGAGAGGACAGUAGUUUGAAACUUGCUUCUGUGUGUGUGGGGAUUUGGAGGCCAGAAACUUUUUCCUUAGUUCAGUUCUUUACUGUCCCUCAAAUAAUUUUCUGACUGAGGCAGAAAGCUUCUGGUGUGAGAAAUCGGUCUAACACAGGCGUCGAAGUCAGCACAGUCUAAGCAGUAAGUCAUAUUGGCAUUUCCACCCGACAGUGUUCCUACCUGAUGCACACAGAUCCCUGGAGGCUGGGCCAGGCUGUUACCGUCUCACAGCACAGAACCUACAAGGAUUUGCUCAUGCUCAAACUGGUUUUAAAUUAUUGUUGCUCUGAGAUAAAGACUCGGGAGGGACUUUACUCCGCGCUCCAGUACAAAGCAUCUGGAUAAGCUGUACGCUCAAGUGGACGCCCAUGUCCCCCACGCUGUGUCUGUGUCCGGGCAGUGGGGUGGUGUCUCUUGAGGCAGGUGCAGGGCUUUCCUUAUCUUGAAUGUAUUAUGGUUACUAGUAGUUUUAUAUUGGAGGUCUAAGGUUUAAAGUUUUGUGGUGUUUGGGGACAAGGGCAGGCUAGAAGUUUGUCCAGAAGUUGAGUAUUUUGGCCAAUAGGAGAAGGGCUGUGAGUGCGUCGGCCACGCCGCAGGGAACGAGCUGGAGCGCCCACAUCUCCAACCGCAGUUUUUAUAACUUUAGUCUUGCCAUCAUGACUAAAUUAAGCCACAAUUUGGUAUCUAAGGUCUCAAACUGAAAUUUAUUUUUAUAAAUGAAUUUUAAAAGAAAAAACAUGGUCUAGUUCAUUUAAAAUUAACCUGCUGAUGAUAGGCUUUGUGGAUGCUUUUUGCACAUGUUCUCCUUGUAAGUGACUUGAGUAGGACGGGUUUUGAUGAAGCCAGGUUGAGGCAGCACCAUACACCUGUCAUUUCUCGACUGUGUGGCCCAUGACACCUGUCAUUUCUCGACUUGUGUGGCCCAUUCCGUGGCCGUCUUUAUGAUUUUGGUUCGCUUGGCAGACCAGCCAGUCAAGUUGCCAGUCAUGGUUGGAAGCUCGGUUAAUGCACACGCACAGCAGUUUCCUGAACGCUCUCUAGGACACAUCUGUAGUCAGCGCCGUGACAGCACCGCUCACCAAAAGGCAGGGCAGUCACACUUCAUACCACCUCACAAUACAGGAACAUUUCUAUAGCGAAUUUCUAUUUCUAGAAUUUCUAGAAUUUCAUUUCUAUAAUUCUAUAGUGAAUUAACAGUAAUACCUCAGAACUGCCCUGGUAGUGGUUUUACAUGACUGAAAUUUAUAAAUUAGUAAAUGGCUUAAAAUUACUUACAUUUACAAAAUAAACUUUACCAAUUGACUGAAGUAAUGCAUGUUAACAGUUUGUCUGUAUUUGCAUGUAAAAGUGGGCCACCAGAGAACCCUUACUGAUUAUGGAAACGUUUAAAGUUUUAAAGACUCACGUAAGAGCUUUAAACAUUAUAUUGAGUGAAUCUAAUUUAUAAAAUUUUGGUGUGAGCAGCUUCUAAACCACCACCAGGAAGGGUGCAAGGGAGACGGGGUGGUGUUUGUAUCCAUGCACAGACCUCACCUAGGAGAGUGUGCUUUUUAAAAUAACGACUAGUUUACAGGUGUUAAUAAAACAAACACAAGAAACUAAACCCCCUAAAUGAGAAUCCCGUCCACAUUCACAAGGCACAUAAAAUCUAGCACAUCUAGUCUUUCACUUCACUUCGCCAGGUUUGUGACACUGUGCAGGCUGUCUGGGCAUCGUGGCCGCCUCUUAGCAGAGUCCACAGCACUGUCCACAGCACUAACAGGCUUUGCCGAGUGUAUUGAAGAGGUCAAGUGGGUGGUAGGUCUCCGUGGGACAGUUUGCAGAAAGUACAGCAGAAAAGGGCACAUGGCACAGCUAAUAUUGUAGAAAUCAAAUCAGCAUCACUAUCUGGUGCCAAAACAAAUUCUUGCACUUACCCCCUCCCUUAUCCAUGGCAUGUAUCCCCAGCACCUCAGCCAAAUCAGGUAACUUCAAGAGGGUCAUUCACUGCCAGCCUGUGGGGCAUGCUUUCAGUCCUCAGCCUUGUUUGACCUGAGGCCUAGCUUCCUUCCUCCCUUCCUACUGGGAUAACACACCUUCCCAGGCCUUCUCUUUGUCCUGGUUGUUGGCACUUACUUCUGGUCUGACAACAACAGUGUCAUUGGCUGGCUGGUCUCCUGGAGCCUGAUGUAUCCCAGCGGGGGGCUUCACUUUCACCCCCUCCCUCCAGGCUCACACCCUCCCUUGCAUCCCCUGCCUCAUGAGCUCACCCUUCUCACAGCUGAACUUUCUAUCAGUUCAGGAUAGAUAAGAAAGCUUGUAAAUACUGUAAUAUAGUUAUUAAUAUUUGAAAGGCGUUCAUUCAGUGGACAAUGAGAAUUAACUCUCCCAAGGCAAGUAAAAGUUAAAUCAAGUAAUUGAUUUGUACAUCAACUUAACAGUCUUACUAGAUUUCAAGUCUUAAGCCUUACAAAUUAAACCAGAAAGUUGUUAUGUAGGAGUUUUAAAAAUGAUCUUACAUUUGAUGAGAUCCCAUGAACUCAUAAACUCAUGUCAUGUGAUUAUCACCGUGAGCUCAUACCAUGAAUUUUUUAAGGCUUUUAUUUUUCUAACUGUAUUAAUAAAUGUUGGACUGAUUUUAGGUGUCACAUAGGAGACAUGAAAGUUUUAAAUUAUGUUGCUGUUUGCUAAAGCAAAAUAGCAGACAAUUUUGUACAUGCAAAACUGUUGAAGGGCCAUGGGGAAAUGUGUACACGUUGACCUGGCUUCCCGUGUGUAUAAAAGUCAAGGUACUGCUGGCAUUCAGCGUGACAUGACAGUACUAAACGUUUUCCAUUAAAGUCUUUUAUUUUAAAAUUUAUCAAGGGGAAAAUAAAUGACUUUCCAUCA
This is a messenger RNA of Physeter macrocephalus (sperm whale), 7512 nucleotides long. It is a transcript of the gene SPIRE1, whose product is annotated as spire type actin nucleation factor 1. Bases 1932 to 4442 code for a protein of 836 amino acids. The transcript has 18 exons. The record is from RefSeq and is a predicted model, not a curated record. Gene Ontology annotation, molecular function: actin binding. Gene Ontology annotation, biological process: intracellular transport; Golgi vesicle transport; cleavage furrow formation. Gene Ontology annotation, cellular component: cytoplasmic vesicle membrane; cell cortex. Lineage: Eukaryota; Metazoa; Chordata; Mammalia; Artiodactyla; Physeteridae.